AUGCACUUGCUCAUUCGAUUAUUUACUUAUAGCGAAUCGCCUAUGAGCUCUUAUUUGGUCGGUAUAAUUAGUUUCAUUUCAUGUAUUAGUGGAGUAGUAUUAUUUUUAUCGAUAAUUCCAAUAUUGUUAAUAUCUCAAAAACCAAAUAUACCAACUACAACUGCUAGCAGUUCAUUUUCAACAGAAUUUACCAUGACUUAUGCUUUAAAUGAUAUCGAGUCCGAUGGCAUGCCAACAACUAUUGAACAUAUGGCAUUAAUUUUCAAAAAAUUUGACAAACAAGCGCAUGCACUAGUUAGAGAUGGUCUAGUCAUUUCUUUGAUGAAAAAAAUAAACACAACAGCUGCACAUGAAUAUCUAAAACAUAGUAUUACUUGUAAUAGAUUCAACGAAAAGACAGAAAUCAUUUUCAUUAUUAGUAUUCGUUUACGAUAUCCAAAUACUUUUAUAUGUCAAACACCGAUCUGCGCUAAAAGUCUUUUUAUGCUAAUCCAUGACAAACUUAAAGGAAUCUCAACGUUUACUGUGAAACUCCAAAAUGAAUUAACAAUACAACUUAGUUUGUGUUCAAUCGAAAAUUUAAUCUGUAAAUUCGUAUCUGUUGAUGAUGUUUCAACAGAUGAUUUCGAGUAA
Molecule: messenger RNA, 633 nt
Organism: Rotaria socialis
Lineage: Eukaryota; Metazoa; Rotifera; Eurotatoria; Philodinida; Philodinidae
Source: the annotation of a GenBank genome assembly